Messenger RNA from Paramecium primaurelia, 411 nucleotides. Lineage: Eukaryota; Ciliophora; Oligohymenophorea; Peniculida; Parameciidae. The record is from the annotation of a GenBank genome assembly.
AUGAUCUUAGAUAAAGAGAAUCUAUUUCCAGGAUAAAUCGAAAAAAAAAUCAACUAUAUAAAUUAAUUAUUUAGAGCUUUAUUAAUAAAUAGAAGACGAGUUAAUGAAGAUAGGUCAAAAUAUGAGUAAUUAAUUAGUGUAAUUCUUGAAGAAGAAGAAAAUCUAAUCUCGACUCACAGAUCUCAUAUUGACUAGAUGGUAGAAGUAGUGAAAUAAGUAAAAUAUAAUAUUCAUAAUUAGGAAAUGAUGUUAUUAUGUAAUAUAGAUCAGCCUGGAUCAGAUGUAGUUGAAUAUGUAAAAGGAUUUGAAUAAAUUUUCUCAACAAAGAUAGAAGAAAUAUAAGCGUAAUUAUAAUUUCAACAAAUUUAAAUUAUAUUUGCAAUUAUCAACAUUUAAAUCUCAUUUAUCUGA